Messenger RNA from Stomoxys calcitrans (stable fly), 1153 nucleotides. RefSeq names its product tetratricopeptide repeat protein 1 (gene Ttc1). Lineage: Eukaryota; Metazoa; Arthropoda; Insecta; Diptera; Muscidae. Gene Ontology annotation, molecular function: protein binding. The coding region runs from base 180 to 1025 and encodes 281 amino acids. The record is from RefSeq and is a predicted model, not a curated record. The transcript is spliced from 2 exons.
AAUACCUUUAUUGAACUAUCUUGGUCGAUAUACUCUUCCCUGUAUCACCAGCUGACUUAAUUGCUAUCGAAAUCGAUUAAACUUGUUAUCACAAAAAAUAAAACUAUUUGAGGUUUGGAUUUUGACUUGUAUUUAUUUUUCCCGGAACCACAACAAUUACGUAGUAAAUAAAUAACAGCAUGCCUGAAAUACAAGAACUCACCAAUAGCGAUGAUGAAUACCAAGAUGCUGUCAGUAGUGAUAAUGACGCAACGGCACAAAAAUCAUCUUCGGUGGAUGCCAACUCCAAUGCGUCCAUUGUAGAUGAAAUAAUCAAACAGCAGAAUGAUUUGCAUCUAUAUGAGGAAUGUGACGAUAGCACACAAGCAUCUACAAGUGGUGCGGCAGAUGGCGGGGACGAAAAUGUCCCAGAAUAUGCCCAUGAUGACAUCGAUGAGGAGGCUAUGAAGGAAAAAGAAAAGUCUAUGACUCAUGAGGAACUUGAAGCAAAUAAGGAAAAAGCCCAGCAAAUGAAGUUGAAGGCGAAUGAACUAUUCAAAAAUAAUGAAGCAGAGCAAGCCAUUGACAUCUAUACAGAGGCUUUGGGAAUUUGCCCCACGACAUACACUAAGGAUAGAGCAGUGUUGUAUGGUAAUAGAGCGGCUGCAAAGAUAAAGAUUGAAAACAAAAAGCCCGCCAUAGAGGAUUGUACGAAAGCCAUCGAACUUUGGCCCGAGUAUGUGCGAGCACUACUAAGACGUGCCAAACUUUACGAACAUGAGGAUAAAUUGGACGAAGCAUUGGCGGAUUACAAACGGGUGUACGAACUGGAUCCAGGGCAAAAUGAGGCUCGCGAGGCAAUGCUUCGUCUACCACCCAUUGUUGAAGAACGUAACGAACGCCUAAAAGCUGAAAUGAUGGAUAAACUUAAAGAUAUAGGCAAUAUGAUUUUAAAGCCAUUCGGUCUUUCCACUUCCAAUUUUCAAAUGCAAAAAGAUCCAAACACUGGCUCCUAUUCAAUAAACUUCAAUCAAAAUGCAAGCUAGAAAUUAAUAGUAAUUCUAUCCUAAAUCGAUUUAUUUGUAAUGUGUAACUAUUUAUGUUAAACUUAACCCACAGCUAAGCUAGUGAUCUGAUUCCAAAUAACAAAAAUAAAUUUUGUUCAUUUAUAGAA